Messenger RNA from Penicilliopsis zonata CBS 506.65, 1347 nucleotides. RefSeq lists its product as hypothetical. The transcript is spliced from 4 exons. The record is from RefSeq and is a predicted model, not a curated record. Gene Ontology annotation, cellular component: plasma membrane. Gene Ontology annotation, molecular function: arsenite transmembrane transporter activity; antiporter activity; antimonite transmembrane transporter activity. Lineage: Eukaryota; Fungi; Ascomycota; Eurotiomycetes; Eurotiales; Aspergillaceae. Gene Ontology annotation, biological process: arsenite transport; antimonite transmembrane transport. The coding region runs from base 33 to 1145 and encodes 370 amino acids.
CUGUUCACUCGUCUCUCUAUCUUACACCUCCAAUGGCCUCUGAGGAACCUCCAACAUGCGGCGAGGUCGAGAAGAACGCUGCUGGUCUACGACCGGUCCAUCAGGAAAAGCAGUCGGCGUUCCACAAUCUCGGCAUCCUUGAUCGGUUUCUAGCGCUCUGGAUCUUCCUUGCCAUGGCGGUUGGGAUCAUCCUGGGCAACUUUGUUCCAGGCACAGGGCCUGCCUUGCAAAGAGGGACUUUUGUGGGCGUUUCGGUUCCAAUCGCCGUCGGUCUGCUUGUCAUGAUGUAUCCUAUCCUCUGCAAAGUCCGGUAUGAAGCUCUGCAUCAUGUCUUCCGGAGCAGACAGAUUUGGAUCCAGAUCGCGUUUAGCAUCUUUCUCAACUGGAUCAUAGCCCCUUUCUUAAUGUUGGCGCUGGCCUGGGCUUUCUUACCAGACGAACCGGAACUGCGUCAGGGGCUGAUAUUAGUUGGACUGGCGCGGUGUAUUGCUAUGGUGUUGAUCUGGACUGGGCUUGCUGGAGGAGACGCUGACUACUGCGCCAUCCUGGUUGCGCUGAACUCGCUCCUCCAGAUGAUUCUGUUUGCCCCCCUGGGCGUGUUCUUCAUCCAUACCAUCAGCGGCGACCCCGUCACAUUCGAAUACACCACUGCUGCCAAGAGCGUCGCUGUGUUCCUGGGGAUUCCCCUGGGCUCCGCAAUCCUCACCCGCCUGGGCCUUUGUCAGAUGGUCUCGAAGACAUGGUACGACCGGGUUUUCCUCAAGUGGAUCAGCCCAUGUUCUCUCAUCGGCCUUCUCUUCACCAUCCUCGUGUUGUUUGCAUCCCAGGGCCACCAGGUCGUCCAUCAGAUCGUCUCCGUCGUCCGUGUGGCUGCUCCUCUUGUUGUCUAUUUUCUUGUCAUCUUCUUCGCAACCCUCUUCAUCGCCUUCAGGAUGGGCUUCGGCUAUAAGCUCGCUGCAACCCAGAGCUUCACUGCAGCCAGCAAUAACUUCGAGCUCGCCAUUGCUGUAUCCGUGGCCACCUUUGGCGCAGAUAGCAACCAGGCCCUUGCCUCCACCGUCGGCCCGUUGAUAGAGGUUCCCGUGCUGCUCGGUCUCGUCUACGCCGUCAAGUUCAUCGCCAACAGAUUACGCUGGAAUGAUUAGCCAGAGUAGUUGUUAGGGUACCGAAAGGCAAGUAGGUUGAUUAGAUAAGGCAAACACCAACUGUAGAUAUUGUUAAAAUUAGACCUAGAAUAUGACAUUAGAAAGCACUCGAUUGUCUUGACACUUUGGUCGAAUGGGUCAGCGCCCCCUCACCCGGUGGCGAGAACAACCGUCGAUAGUAUUGGCGGCGCCGUAUAGAUGA